Molecule: messenger RNA, 1109 nt
Organism: Seminavis robusta
Lineage: Eukaryota; Bacillariophyta; Bacillariophyceae; Naviculales; Naviculaceae
Source: the annotation of a GenBank genome assembly
CCGCCUCGCUGGCUGAUUACUUUGGGCGCCUGGUGGUGCUUUGAAUUUCAAGUUUUCGCGCUCAAGUGGCCUUCCGGUUGUCCAUUAUUACGUGUCGUCGUGCAAGUUAUCAGACAUGGAGUGGAGUAACGGCAACCAUCGACGAGGAGUCGAGUCUUCAUUAUUCCCAGCUUCACGCUGAUUCAAUUCGAUUGAAUUCUCAUUCUCAUUCUUAUUUCAUCUCUCGCCAACACCAUCAUCACCAUGACUGUUUGCGCCGACAACAUCAACAACAAGACCAAGCGUAAGGCCACUAGCGGCAGCAAUGACGCCAAAAAGUCCAAGAACAAGAAGAAGAAGUCUACUAGCAGCAGCAAGAAGAUGCCCAACAGCGUCAAGUCGGUCCCACUGGCCAAACAGUCGGAGAUUCAAGUCAUGCAUGCCUCUUCCACGGAUCGACGCUGUAGCCAUGCACUAGAAAACCUUCUCAAGCUGGCAGGCAAGACCUUUUGGGAAUCCGAGGAGAUUGCGUCACCCAACAAUCGACGAGAAGAAUAUGUCCAGUUCCAGUUGCACCCCAAACAACAAAUCCGUCGGAUCGGAGGAGUGGAAGUGCACGUCUCCAACGUGUCUGUGGACUUUCGGGUGGACUACAGCCUCGAUGGAGUGACUUGGACCCAAGGCUAUGCCCUCUCGGCAUUGGCCAGCUGUGGCAUGCGAUCCAGCUUUGGAUUUCCACCUCCGUUUGUCGCGCGCUAUGUACGGGUGGUCUGCGAGAAUAAACCCACAGAGGAAAACUUUCAGCCAAAGAUGGGAUUCAAGGCAGUGGUAUUCAAUCGAGUGGCACAAAUGUUCGAAGCAAAUGGGUGGGAACAGUAAAUUAGAGAGAGAGAUAGAGAAAAGAACACAAUCAACUCCAAUCAAGUCAAUGCAAAAGAAAGAAAGAAAUAUGUUUAUGAGUGUGUGUGUGUAAGAAGAACAAUCUACCGUACAAUCCAGCUAGCAAGACGGCUAGCUAAAGCAGCGAGAUGGACUAGCCAGAAAGAAAUCAUCAGCAUAGUAAUGAUAGGAUUCACUCUAAACCAGCUUGUUCCUACUGCUAGCUAUUGGGAUUGGUUCAUUGCGCGCUC